AUGGUUUCAUCUGGUUCUUCAGUGCGCUUGGCCAUGGCGGCCUUUAUGGCCCUCAUGCUGGCCCUUGUGUCUGCCUAUCCAGCAUCCCUAUCGGUGCCCCAGGCUUAUAGAUCUCGUGGACUUCCUGAGGCCCCCAGCGUUGAUCCUUUCUAUCAACCGCCGGCUGGCUUUGAGUCUGAGGAACCCGGAACCAUUCUACGUCAACGGAGUAUAUCGGUCGCUUUCCUGGGCCUCAUCCCAGACCCAGUGGAGGCCUAUCAGCUAUUGUACCGCACAACUGCCAUCAAUGGCUCAGCUAUUGCAACUGUGACUACGAUCUUCAAGCCUACCAUCCCCAAAACAGAUCGAUUUGUCUCCUUCCACACGGCAUACGAUAGUGCUGCCACAAUUUGUGACCCCAGCUAUAAUUACCAACUUGGCGCGGCACAGACCGAUAUUAUCUCCUCUGCGGAACAAUUACUUUUGCAGGUCUACCUGCUUCUAGGCUACAUUGUUGUGUCGCCCGACUACGAGGGUCCCGAUGCAGCCUUUGGGCCUGGUCGUCUUGCAGGAAUGGGAGUUCUGGAUAGUAUGCGAGCCGUGAGUAACUUUGAUGCACUGGGUCUCUCCAGUGCCAAGCCCAUGAUUGUCGGCACUGGAUAUUCGGGUGGUGCGAUUGCAACGGGUUGGGCGGCUUCUCUGCAGCCCAGCUAUGCCCCCGAACUGAACAUCAAGGGCUGGGCCCAAGGUGGCACACCAGCCAAUCUGACGGGUACUAUGUUGUUCAUCGAUGAUACUACAUUCAGUGGUUUCCUCCCUCCGGCCGUAGCCGGUCUAUCUGCACCUAGUGCAUAUGGUGCUUCGUUGAACCCCGUUCUUGAUGAGAUUCUUACCUCGGAGGGCCGAUCUAUUGUCGAAACAGCCCAGACAGUCUGCGCCGUUGAGGAUAUCCUCAAUUUCGCCGACAAGUCAUUAUUUUCUACCAGCAUUCAAAGCCUCGGUGACAAUCUGCUCUAUGAGACUACCAUCCAGUCCAUCCUCCAAAAGUGUAGCAUGGGGGUGACCGAGACGGAAACACCAACUGCGCCAGUAUUUGUCUAUCAUGCAUCGCAGGAUGAAAUCAUUCCUUAUGCGAACGCAUCGACAUUGGUGGAUUCAUGGUGUAAGUAUGGGGCCGAUGUCAAAUUCACGACAUUUGCCAAUGGUGGCCAUGCGACCACUGAGGUCAUCGGUUUACCGGAUACCAUCAACUUUGUUGAGGCGGCGUUUGCGGGCACCACUCAGAGUGGCUGCUCAAGUAACACCGAGUUGGCUAGUCUUCUUAAUCCCAUUGCACUCGGGGUGGAAUUAGAACCUAUCUUGACGAAAUUGCUGGAGGUUCUUACUACCCUUGGCACCAGUGAUUCGAACGUGAAGGAGAAUCUAAAUAUCCUGAGUGAUGUGGUCAAAUGGUAA
Messenger RNA from Penicillium verhagenii, 1434 nucleotides. RefSeq lists its product as uncharacterized. The record is from RefSeq and is a predicted model, not a curated record. Gene Ontology annotation, molecular function: triacylglycerol lipase activity. Bases 1 to 1434 code for a protein of 477 amino acids. NCBI's taxonomy places the organism in Eukaryota, Fungi, Ascomycota, Eurotiomycetes, Eurotiales, Aspergillaceae. Gene Ontology annotation, biological process: lipid catabolic process. The transcript has a single exon.